Molecule: messenger RNA, 3446 nt
Organism: Menidia menidia (Atlantic silverside)
Lineage: Eukaryota; Metazoa; Chordata; Actinopteri; Atheriniformes; Atherinopsidae
Source: the annotation of a GenBank genome assembly
AUGCCUGGAUGGAGGUCUCAGUGGCGUCUCAUCCUGCUGAACUCGCUGACCUGUGGCCUGGAGAUCUGCGUGGCGGCUGGGAUCACGUACGUGCCCCCGCUGCUGCUGGAGGCUGGCGUGGAGGAGCGCUACAUGACCAUGGUGCUGGGUAUCGGCCCGGUUCUUGGCCUACUGUUCAUCCCUUUGAUUGGAUCGGCCAGUGACCACUGCAACAGCAGCUACGGCAGAAGGCGCCCGUUCAUCUGGCUGCUGUCGUUGGGGGUUCUGGUGGCGCUUUUCAUCAUUCCCCACGCCGACGUGCUGGCAGCUCAACUGGCCUGGGGUGGGCGCACCCUCCAGGUCUGUCAGGUGGGCUUCCUUAUCCUGGGCGUGGGGCUCCUGGACUUCUGUGGCCAGGUGUGCUUCACGCCGCUGGAGGCGCUGCUGUCGGACCUGUACCGGGACGAGGAGGACUGCGGCCAGGCCUUCGCCAUGUUCAGCUUCAUGGUCAGCCUGGGCGGCUGCGUGGGCUACCUGCUGCCCGCGCUGGACUGGAGCCGCGGCCUGCUGUCGCUUUACCUCGGAGGGCAGGCCGAGUGCCUCUUCUCCCUCCUCAUCCUCAUCUUCGUGUCCAGCGUGCUCAUCACCAUGAAGGUGUCUGAGGAGCCCCCGUGUGCCGGCGGCGGUGGCGGCGGGGGGCUGGCGGGGCCAGGGUCUCUGCUGGAGCCGGGCCCCGGCGGCGCCGUGGCGGCGGAGGCCGGCGGGCGCGGCGGCGCCGGCGUGCGGCGCUCCUGCUGCUACGGGCUGAAGUGCAAACUCAGGCUGCUGAGGGCCGGCCCCCUGCUCUGUCUGCUCAGGACCUGCGGGGCCAUGACGCCCGCCAUCUUCAGGAGCUACUGCCGCGUGCCGCGGGUCAUGAGGCAGCUGUGCGUGGCCCAGCUCUGCAGCUGGAUGGCCGUCAUGUCCUUCAUGCUUUUCUACACAGACUUUGUGGGGGAGGGCCUGUACGAGGGCGUGCCCAGCGCCUCGCCAGGAACCGUCUCCAGGCAGAGAUACGACGAAGGGAUCCGGAUGGGCAGCCUGGGCCUGUUCCUCCAGUGUGCUACCUCCACCUUCUUCUCGCUGGUCAUGAGUCGUCUGGUCCGCCACUUCGGCUCUCGGUGGGUCUACCUGAGCAGCAUGGUGAGCUUCACCGCCUCGGCUUUGGUCAUCUGCCUGUCCAAAAGCGUGGCCCUGGUCACCGCCAUGGCGGCCCUGACCGGCUACGCCUACGCCGCCCUGCAGACUCUGCCGUACACGCUCACCUGCCACUACCACAAAGAGAAAGAGGUACUGCUGCCGCUCGCCACUGGCCGCUGCCGCUCUGACCCCGUCUACAUGCCAAAAAGGAAAACCAAAAGCAUCCAUACAAAUGGAGUGACGCGGGAUUCUGUGUAUUUGACUCCGGUGCUGGACGGGGAGGCGGAGGACGGCCUGGGCCCCAAAGCAGGCGCUCCUUACCGCCAUCCCUUCUUCAACCAGGACGGCUACGAGUACUUCCCCGUCCCCCAGGGCCAGAACGGGCCCCCGCCCUGCCCCCCCGGCGCCGAGCCGGACGGCGCCGAGCCGGGCUACGAGAAGCGCGGCGUGGGCCUGGACUUCGCCAUCCUGGACAGCACUUUCCUCCUCUCUCAGGUGUUCCCCACCCUCUUCAUGGGAAUGAUCGUCCAGUUUGCACAGUCGGUCACGGCCUACAUCGCCUGCUCCGCCAUCUUCGGCGCCGUGGCCAUCUACCUGGCCAGUCACAUCGUCUUCGAGCAGAAGGACCUCAGAGGCUGAGACUGAAGGCUCUGUGGGGGGAGCUCCGCUCUGUGUUUCUGGGGAACCAGCCGAGAGGAGCAGGUGUGCCGCGGCGUGCUGGAAUCAGCGGGAUUUUCCAGCCUGGUGACGUCAUUUCUGUCCUUUUGUUUCUCAGGUAUCGCCCCUCUGAUUUACUGUAGAACUCAUCAACGUUGAUUACUGAGCUGCCCACCAUUUUUUAAAACUUUCCCCAGAUUUGAAAGGGUUUGUUUCUUUUAUACACUUUAAAUCAGCGUUGUUGUCCAGAGAAGCCUCAGUGGGAGGGUGAGCGGACAUCUUUUAUUAGAGCAAAUUCAACCAUAUCAACAGAGGCUCAAAGGGAGCAAAUGUCUCCUUACGUAGUCACUUCAGGAGAUGUGGGCUGAAACUGCUUUAGCCCUGGUUUGCACGCAGUCUAACUGUAUCGUAUUUCAUUAAACCUGCCCGUGCGGCGGAGUGUCACCAUCUGUCAGCCUCUGCCACAACGCAGGCUGGGUUUGACAUUUCCAGCUCCAAAUGACCUGAGUGACAUCUCCAUGGCGUUGUCCGGCUAACCGGAGCAGGACCUCACAGAGCGGCUUGACCCGGGUACAGUUUGGUGUCCACUGAACAGAUUUCCUCCAACGGUUCUCCACCCUCCGAAUGUGGGAGUUUUGUUACGGUGAAUCCACAAACUGGAGGGUUGUGGACACAAGCUGUUUAAUUAAAGCUGAGCUCUCAAUGAAAUGCUCAGUGUUUGGACAGCCUGCUCUAGCCGCCCGCUGAGGCCUCCGCCCUGGACUUUAGUCUCAGGUUAGCGCUCUUUUCGGUUCGGUGCCACUGAGAAAUAACCCUCCGUGUUGCCUGAGCCCUGCUGCUUCACUGUAUGUUCAAAAUGACAAUCGAGGAGGUCCAGUGUUUUAAAGUUCAGUCAGGCAGCUGGAGCUGGGUCUCAUCUUUGAAGUGUGAGUCAGGUGAGGGCAGCUGAGAGCUGAAUCUUCUGGCUGUUGUUCCUAAAAGUGCUCUGGAAGGAGGAGACAGCUUCUGUCUGAGACCUGCUGAGUCAUGCUUUCUCCAGGCUAACCUCCUGAAGCCCUCUCUCAGAGCUGUGGGAUCAGAGGCCAAACGUCUUCUAGAAGACUUCACCUCCAGCUGCCUGACUGAGCUUUCCAGGCUUGAUUAAGCGUGAGGUUAAUGACCAGCGUUGUGGCUUGGGUGCAUCUCUGAGCGGAGCUUUCCAAAGCGGCCGGAGGGCCUGAAAGCGGCCAUUGUGUCGCUCACAGGAGGCCAGUUCAACACAAUUAUCUGCAUCCUGCUCGUCUGCCUCCACAUGCCGGCAGACUCGUCCCCCGAGUGGAGGGCAGAGCUUUGUCAUGUUGACAUUUCUGCAGAUUGCAGCUGUCCAGUCCCCGUUUCGACCCCCCCACCACCCCAAAAUUAAAUGGGGGGAUACUGUCUGGCAGAAGCUGCCAGAAGAUAAAGUGCCUGUAGGAUUUUAAACAGCUUUUUGUACAUAUGUAUUUAUUUAUAAAGCUUUCUGGUCAGAAUAGUGUGAAAGUGACCGUUUGGCAUCUUUAAAGGUGCAGAGGCUGUUUCUGUGAAAAAGAGAACUUAUUUGUAAAGGCAUAAAACAUCCUCAAAGCUCUAAUUUAUUUCCACUCUUCGGUCUU